AUGCUAUCACAGUAUAAAAUUCGAGAUCGUCAUUGUUCAAUGAUUUGUUUACGAUUACUGACAAGUACAAAAGAUACUUCUCAGAGCGAUCAACAAUUGACCAGUAAUUUGUGUCGAGAAUAUGGUCGUCGAAUGAAAACUCAUCUUAAUCGUGCUGAGAAUGAUCGAGUAUUGAGUUUAUUCGAUGAACUUAUUCAGAAGCAUCAAAUCAAACCAACUUAUAUGAAUUAUCUACUUGCGAUGCAAGCAAUCACCGGUUCAAAACAGAGGAUAGAAGCAGAUCGAUUGCAUGAUCUCGUAGAACAAGAUGAUUCGAUUAGGAAUGGAACUCAGAUGCAAAGAGGACUUGUUUAUAUGUAUGCUGUCGCUCUCGGCGAUGUUUCCCAUGCAGAGAAACUUGUAGCGGCCAUGCCUAAACCAACUCAUAUCAGUAUAUUCGCUACUCUUAUGACUGGAUACAUUCGUCAUGGCACGCCUGAAAAAGCUGUAGAAUUAUUCACUAAAAUUGAAAACGACGGACAAUUAACACAUGAUCGAUUUUCUUACACUGCAAUGAUCAAUGCAUGUUCGAAAUUAGGCGAUUAUGCUCGAGGGAAAGAAAUCAUCGAUCGAAUUCUCGCAAAUAACGAUCCACAUUUGCUACAGAACGCAAAUCUUAUUACUACGAUGAUUGAUAUGCUCGGUAAAGCUGGAAGUCAUCUUCAACAAUGUAUUCAAUUAUUUAACUCUAUUCAAUUGGAAAAACGCACGGCAUCUCUUUACAACGCGAUGAUGAAAGCAUAUAACAAAUCAGCUGUGCCAAAGGAAACCUUGGCAUUAUUCGAACAAAGAAUUAGUGAAGAAUCUUAUAAACCUGAUCGCAUUCAUUUUCUUCUUGUAUUCAAUGCGUGUGCAAAAAUUGGACGCGUAUGUUUGAAAGAUGCACACAAAUACUAUCAACGAAUGCUGGACGAUUUGCGUUCAUGCGCGCGAAAUCCUCGUUGCCGAAACGCUGCUAUUGACAUGUUUGGCAAGUGUGCAGAUCUUCAAAUGGCUAGGAGCAUUUUCGAAACAAAUCAAGAUUUAAACGAUAUUGUCUCAUGGGGAACAAUUCUCAAUACUUAUGCUCUGCAUGCCAAUGGACGACAAGUACUUCAUAUGUUUGAGCGCAUGCAAAUGGAAACAGAGAUCAAACCGAAUGCACAGAUCUAUUCCACAGUGCUCAAUGCUUGUUCGCAUUCAGGUUUACUUGAUGAAGCGAAGAAAAUAUUUUCCCAAUGUAAAAUCGAAUUACCUGAACUUUGGAAAUAUAUUACAAUCAUUGAUGCACUAGCUCGAGCUGAUCGAUUCGACGAAGCAUUAAAAAUGAUUGACAAAUACGAAUUAACAAACCCCCCGUCGAUGACAAUGUACAUGUCCAUAUUGAGCUGUGCACGUCGCUGCGGUCUUGUAUCAGUUGCUGAAACUAUAGUUCGUCGUCUGGAGGAUUUGAAUACGUUUCGAUCGGAAGAUUUGAAAGUUGCCUACGUAAUGCUUGCUAAUCUUUACAAUGCUCAAGGUCGUCGAGAAGAUGCUUUCAAGAUUCGACAGUUAAUGCGAGACAAGCAAACGAAGAAAAUGCCUGGUUUGACGUGGAUUGAGAUCGAUGGAAUUUUACAUGAGUUCUAUUCGAAUGAUCGUCGUCAUCGCCAAACUGAUGAAAUCUAUAACGAAGUGGCUCGUAUUGAUGAUGAAUUAGAAAAAGACGGACAUAUGGUAGAUAACAAUUCCGUGCCUAGUGGUAGUGUACAUAGUGAAAAGCUAGCCAUUGCUCUAGCAUUAAUUUCAACAUCUUCUGGAAGUUCACUUGUGCUUACAAAGAACCUACGCAUAUGUCCAGAUUGUCAUGAAAUGUUAAAACGUCUAUCGAAAUUACGCAAUCGAAAAAUUGUUUUCAGAGAUUCAUUUCGAUACCACGAAUUCGCUGAUGGCCAAUGUUCAUGCGGCGAUUUUCUCUGA
Molecule: messenger RNA, 1977 nt
Organism: Adineta ricciae
Lineage: Eukaryota; Metazoa; Rotifera; Eurotatoria; Adinetida; Adinetidae
Source: the annotation of a GenBank genome assembly